Molecule: messenger RNA, 1133 nt
Organism: Daphnia carinata
Lineage: Eukaryota; Metazoa; Arthropoda; Branchiopoda; Diplostraca; Daphniidae
Product: aldo-keto reductase family 1 member B1-like
Exons: 6
Coding region: 88-1035 (315 amino acids)
Cellular component (GO): cytosol
Molecular function (GO): aldose reductase (NADPH) activity
Source: RefSeq, a predicted model, not a curated record
CCGGCAACGUAGCGUAUGUGACAUCUGUUGAUUAAUCACGUUUACCAGUCAACUCUUAAAGUCCCAAGUCCAAAUAAUUCAAUUAAAAUGGUAGUCCCAACCGUGAAACUCAACAAUGGCUAUCAUAUUCCAAUUGUAGGAUUGGGGACAUGGAAGUCCAAGCCGGGAGAGGUCAAGCAAGCUGUCGUAGAUGCCAUCGCUGUGGGAUAUAGGCACAUUGACUGUGCAUUUAUUUAUGGAAACGAAGAAGAAGUGGGAGCUGGAAUCAAGGAAAAAAUAGAGGAUGGCACAGUUACACGAGAUGACUUGUUCGUAACAAGUAAAGUUUGGAAUACAUUCCAUAGUUUUGCCAAAGUGGAGGAAGCCAUACGACAAAGCCUGAAAAAUCUGGGCCUUGACUACCUUGAUCUUUACCUCAUCCAUUGGCCAUUAGGUUACCAGGAGAAUACAGAACUGUUUCCCAAAGAUGCAGAUGGAAAAUUUAUCUACUCCGACCUGGAUUAUCUAGAGACGUGGAAAGGUCUAGAACAUUGUGCAAAACUAGGAUUAACUAAAUCUAUUGGGGUGUCCAACUUUAACAGUGUGCAACUUCAAAGAAUCUUAGACAAUGCAACAGUGAAGCCUGUAGUCAAUCAGGUCGAAUGUCAUCCGUACUUGAACAACUCGAAACUGAUCCAGUUUUGUAAGGAUCACGAUAUUGUUGUCACUGCCUACAGCCCGUUAGGAUCGCCCGAUCGACCAUGGGCCAAACCAGGGGAUCCCGUGAUUUUUGAAGACCCCAAGCUGAAAGAAUUGGCCCAAAAGUACAAUCGUUCGGCAGUGCAAAUCAUUUUACGCUUCCAGACACAACGUGGUGUUGUCGUCAUCCCUAAGUCGGUCACAAAGGACCGCAUUGUUCAUAAUCUAAAUUGCACUGAUUUUGAUUUAUCUGAGGAAGAUAUGAAGUAUAUCGAAUCGUUUGAUUGCAAUGGACGAGUGUGUGCCCUCGAUUGGGUAAAAGAUCAUCCUCAUUAUCCAUUCAGUGUUGAAUUCUAAGGCGCCCUUCUCUGUAAUAUCCCAAGCAUAUAAUUGGGAUGGGAUUUCUUGUUUUGCUUAAUAUGAAUUUAUAUUAAUACAACAAAAUGCAAAAUUAA